Molecule: messenger RNA, 2391 nt
Organism: Syngnathus acus (greater pipefish)
Lineage: Eukaryota; Metazoa; Chordata; Actinopteri; Syngnathiformes; Syngnathidae
Gene: phaf1
Product: chromosome 6 C16orf70 homolog
Exons: 16
Coding region: 864-2114 (416 amino acids)
Biological process (GO): Golgi to plasma membrane protein transport
Cellular component (GO): trans-Golgi network; dendrite; synaptic vesicle membrane
Source: RefSeq, a predicted model, not a curated record
CCAGAACAUGCGCCAAACACCGGAAGUUGAUCAAUCAGCUGAUCGUGCGUCCCCUUGUUGAUUCCUGAAGUUGCCGUUGUUCGGACACAUUCAGCCCGGGGAAGGAAUUCAGCGGAUGGUUAAAAGCUCACAAACACAUGACUAACGGGAGACGUGGGCAAUUUGAAUUGGCAUCCUCGCGGCACAAGAGCUAGCUCACAAACUGGUGAUGGUGGAAGGGAGAAAGAAAGAAAGAAAGACAAACAAGCCGUUUUGUUUAUUUUUGCCAUGACCGUGUGAGCUGCAUUUUCUAUCUCUUGUGUAUCGAAUUCAGGAUAUUUACUUUAUAUACGGUUUUUGUACUUAAUUCUCAAUGCAAUAAGCGCAACUAGCUCAGUCGGCUAAUGUUAGCGAAUAGAGCAACACUGUUGUUGUCUUGCUCGGCGCUUUCGUAAUUUGCCGAUAGUGACCGAUUAAUUUAGCCUUUAAAUGAAGCAAUAUUCCGACUGAUUGCCGACCUUGUACGUGUCGACUUUGGCGUCAGGUUGCGUAAUUUGUUUGCCAAAGUCGAGAGCAGCUAACUUGGUAGCCUGCUUUUAAAAUUGUUGCUUGUAAGACUGAGACCUUGGGAUCGUUAUUUUAUCCUUAUUUGAUUGACAUCUUUUUGCACUCUUUUAAUCAUAGUUUCAAUGUCGUACAUUAAAGUGGUCACUUAUGACUGGAAAGUUUCACGCUGAUGCCCACCGCUGUAUUUGGUGGCUUGUUUAUGUUGGGAGUUAUGAAUUUAAGUAUCCGAUUGCAGUAGUCAGGGUCGAGAGACAGGGAGAGGGUCCCUCAGAGGGUCCCAUUGAGUUUUAAGGUGAGCCAUCAGCUACUACUCGCCAAUGCUGGAUCUGGAAGUGGUGCCAGAGCGAUCACUUGGAAAUGAGCAAUGGGAACUUGUCCUCGGCAUGCCAUUGGCCCAGGCCAUCUCUAUUCUCCAGAAACAGUGCCGCAUCAUAAAAAAUGUCCAGGUGCUUUACAAUGAACAGACUCCGCUCAGCCAUGACCUCAUGCUGAACUUGACUCAGGAUGGUAUUAAACUGCUGUUUGAUGCUACAAAUCAGAGACUCAAGGUAAUUGAAGUGUAUGACCGAAGCAAAGUGAAAUUGAAAUACUGUGGAGUCCAUUUCAACUCUCAAGUUGUUGCCCCCACUAUAGAACAAAUAGACCAGUCUUUUGGGGCAACCCACCCUGGAGUUUACAAUGCAGCAGAGCAGUUGUUCCAUCUCAGCUUUCGAGGAUUGUCAUUCUCCUUCCACCUUGACUCUUGGAAUGAAGCUCCAAAAUACGAGAUUCCACAUGGGGCCGUUGUCAAGAGUAUGCACAUCUACGCUGGCAACAACCUGCAAGAAACAAAAGCUCCAGCGAUGCCAUUGGCCUGUUUCCUUGGUAACAUCUAUGCAGAGUGUGUGGAUGUCCUGAGAGAGAGUACAGGACCAGUGGGGCUUAAGUUCCUCCUACUUUCUGCAGAUUUCAGUCCUGGUGUGAUGGGUGAUGCUAAAGUGAUGUCCUUAGAAAGAAAGAUCUACUUUGGAGACUCCUGCCAGCAGGUGCUGGGUGCUCUUGGAUCCCCUCAUAAAGUAUUCUACAAGUCUGAGGACAAGAUGAAGAUUCAUUCUCCAUCACCUCACAAAGAGGUUUCUUCCAAAUGUAACGACUACUUCUUUAACUACUUCACUCUUGGAGUGGAUAUCCUUUUCGAUUCCACAACUCAUCUGGUUAAGAAGUUUGUCCUCCAUACCAACUACCCAGGACAUUAUAACUUCAAUAUAUACCAUCGAUGUGACUUUAAAAUUCCACUCAUUGUGAAGAAAGGAGCUGACUCACAGACCGAUGACUGCAUACUAACUGCUUACAGCAAGUGGGAUCAGGUUCAGGAAGUGCUGGGCCACCCAAUGGAAAAGCCUGUUGUGCUUCGUAGGUCCUCGUCUGCCAACAAUACCAACCCCUUUGGCUCUACAUUUUGCUUUGGACUGCAGAGGAUGAUUUUUGAGGUGAUGCAGAAUAACCACAUAGCAUCAGUGACGCUCUAUGGUGCUCCACUGACCACCAGUCAAGCCCAACCAGAGGCCGGUUGCAGCAGCUCCCACUGAACCAGAAACCCGACAUUGCAUUCCACUCUGGCUUAUUUUCAGCACAGUUGAAAUCAAGCAAGCCACAAAAACAACACAGCAUUAAAAUCACAAAUGGCAACAGUUCCAUUUGUUGCCCUUCUGGCUUGAAAGAAUUGCAAUGUCCUGCCAUUGUGGACUUGUGAAAAACUGCUGUGGUCAAAGUCAAACAUGAGAGAAACUUGGUUUGAUCUUCGGAAUCAUCAUCAUCAACCAACUGCACUGCCAACCGGCAGCUGCCGCCUGUCAAAAAGAAAAA